UAUAGUUUCUGCCUAUUUAAGGUUCUGUGAGUGUAAUUUUUCUCGGUUUAGUGUGUGUUGGCAGCUUUUGGUGUCACUUGUUUCGCCAUUUUGUGUGCAUCAUUUUGGCGUAUUUGUAAAUAGGGUUUAAUUCGCGUCAUGUCUUUGAGUGAGCACGAGGAGGGGUACAUAGUGAAAUUGCGCGGUUUGCCAUGGUCGGCAACCACCGAAGAUAUCCUCAAGUUUUUCAAGAAUUGUAAAGUGUUUAAUGGUAAACUUGGCAUUCACAUGACGUCCUCACGUGAGGGGCGCCCCAGCGGCGAGGCGUUCGUCGAGUUUGAGAGUGAGGACGAUUUGAAUUCGGCAUUGAGGAAGGACAGGGAGCACAUAGGGAGCAGAUACAUUGAGGUUUUUAAGGUGAACAAGGCCGAGAUGGAUUGGGUGAUUAAAAGGUCGGGCCCGACUUACGGCGUCAACGAUGACGGGUGUGUGAGGUUAAGGGGGCUGCCGUUCGGGUGCUCCAAGGAGGAGAUUGCGCAAUUUUUUACCGGGUUGGAGAUAGUACCGAAUGGGAUAACUCUACUGACUGACUACUCAGGGCGGAGUUCAGGGGAGGCUUACGUACAGUUUGUUAACAAAGAAGUGGCAGAGAAAGCUCUGCUGAAACAUCGCGAAAAAAUUGGACACAGAUACAUCGAAAUAUUCAGGAGCAGUUUAUCGGAAGUAAACAGCGUUUUGGGGUACAAUAAUCGUCGAGGAGGGGGCUCCUCCAAUUCAGGGGGGCUAUACAACUCACGUCCAAGUCCUUACGACCGUGGUGAUCGUUUUGGGUCGUCGUCUUCAAAUAGCCGAUUCCAAUCACGCAGUUCACGCAAUUUUAAAGGUGUUAAUUCUGACUACAAUAAUUACGAGAAAAGUUCAUCAACUUGGAGCAAUGGAAGCGAUUCACGUGGGGGGCGAAGCCCCUACGAGAUUGACUCCUGGAGUGAGACGAAUAAUCAAACGGGCGACAGAACUAUGCAUUGUGUGCAUAUGAGGGGGCUGCCGUUUAAAGCCACAGCGGCCGAUAUUACCGACUUUUUCAAACCGAUUGUUCCGACUAAUGUUAAACUGUUGCAAGAUCACAACGGAAGGGCUUCCGGUGAGGCAGAUGUUGAAUUUGCCUCACAUGAAGACGCCAUGAGGGCAAUGAGUAAAGACAAGGGGCACAUGCAGCAUAGAUAUAUUGAGUUGUUUUUAAAUUCGGCGGGGGCUGAUAAUGGAAAUUCCGGUUACGUUACCGGACGGAGAAGGGUUUAGUUUAAAAAAAAAACAAGACUUUGAAAGUAUUUAUCUAUCUAGGAAUAUUUUUUUACUUAAAUUUGGAUUCUUAUUUUUGUAUUGUUGUGUUCAAAUGACGUACAAAACGCCGGCCAAGGUUUGGUUUGUUUCUGUUUCAGAGGUUACUCGGAUGAGAAAUCCAAUUUACCCUCCAUUACUAAUUGUAAUUAAGCAGUUUUAUAAAUGAAUUAAUUUUUAGUAAAUAAAUUAUUAAUUCGAGUAA
Tribolium castaneum (red flour beetle) is the source of this 1522-nucleotide messenger RNA. Its product is annotated as heterogeneous nuclear ribonucleoprotein H. Gene Ontology annotation, cellular component: ribonucleoprotein complex. Gene Ontology annotation, molecular function: RNA binding. The record is from RefSeq and is a predicted model, not a curated record. The transcript has 6 exons. Lineage: Eukaryota; Metazoa; Arthropoda; Insecta; Coleoptera; Tenebrionidae. The coding region runs from base 139 to 1278 and encodes 379 amino acids.